AUGAGUAGAUAUAGAGGAGAUUUUUUGAGCAGGAUUGACAGAAGACCUCAAAUUAUAUCUUCAUUAUUAAGGUUUCUGCGAAGUGAUGAUGAAAUAAGUGAACCUCCAGAUGAUGUUUGUGGGGAAAGAACCACCUUUAGUGAACCACGAAACACUGUUGUUAGCCCCGAAUUUGACGUGACAGGUGAUUUGGAAAAUUUGAUCGAUGAGCUACCCGACGACAUUCUCAUUUCCAUUCUCUCCCGGUUGAGUUUGAAACAAGCUGCACAAAGCACCAUCUUGUCUCGUAGGUGGGUUAAACUAUGGACGCUCACCCGCAGAUUGGUUUUUGAAGACCCAAAAUUCAAUUCCAAAUCCCUUGAGGCCUUAAGGCAAAAUUUCAUUAGUCGGGUCAACAACACACUCCUAUCACAUCAGGGGAAUUUCAUUAGUUGGGUCAACAACACACUACUAUCACAUCAGGGGAUGACUUUGGACGAGUUCACCGUAUGUUUUGACCUCGACGCGGGAACUUGCGUGCCUGAUAUCGACAAGUGGAUCGUAUUUGCUCUUGAAAAGAGGGCACGAUGCCUUUGCUUGGGAUUUGAUUGUUUGUCAAGCAAAUACACCCUCACGACUCGGUUUCUUGCCUGUCAAGCCAUUUGUUUCCUUGAAGUUGUCCGCUUGAGCUCAUUGCAGGUGAGUGAGGAAGUCGUGGAGCACAUUCUAUCCGCUUGCCCCUUGCUUCGGCUGCUUAGAUUGGAGGAUUCAGAAUCCCUUGCGCGGCUUCGGCGGUCCGAGGCCAAAGGGAUCUAUUACAACGUCCCGAAUCUAGUGGAGGCUUCCGUUGGGGGAGAAUGUGCGGACUUUGUUGUUGACAGCAGCUGCCACUUUUCGGGCUUCCUCUCGCGAAUGGGGACGCUUGAUCUCAACUUGGAAUUCAAGGUUUCAUGGCCGUUUUGGCAUGAGGUAUAUAGGGACCGUGUGGAGGAGAUGGAGGCAGAACCAGAGCACGAGCAUCUCAAGGUAAUCGAGUUUGUUGGAUUUCAGGGAGGUGUUGUUGAAGUUGAGCUGCUGUUGUGUUUAAUGGGCAGAGCCGUUUCUCUCAAGAGCUUGAUAAUCCAUCCCUCAUUCGAGCAUCUUUUCCACGUAAAAAUGCGCUGCGAGAAAGCAACAGCUGUUGCAAAGCAGCUCAAAACAAGGUUGCCUCCGGGUGCAGAACUGGUGAUAAUCCAUCCUUGA
Molecule: messenger RNA, 1221 nt
Organism: Striga hermonthica
Lineage: Eukaryota; Viridiplantae; Streptophyta; Magnoliopsida; Lamiales; Orobanchaceae
Source: the annotation of a GenBank genome assembly